This is a messenger RNA of Panicum virgatum (switchgrass), 785 nucleotides long. Its product is annotated as RING-H2 finger protein ATL39-like. The record is from RefSeq and is a predicted model, not a curated record. Bases 123 to 617 code for a protein of 164 amino acids. The transcript has a single exon. NCBI's taxonomy places the organism in Eukaryota, Viridiplantae, Streptophyta, Magnoliopsida, Poales, Poaceae.
AAUUCUCCACAUCCUGCAAGACAGGACAAAAUUCACAUUAUCCAUGGAAACAUGCGAGCCUGACCGUGCACCUCGCUGAUCCAUAGCUUUUAGAGACACAACAAAGAUCACUGUAUACUAGCAUGACCAACGCAACCGAGAUCCUCUCCGUGGUGCUGCUCAUCGCCGGCGUCUCCCUGAUGCUGGUCGUCCACAUCCUCGUGAUCAUCUGGGCGCUGCGGCGCGGGCUCGGCUCCCGCGGUACCUCGCACACCACCGACGAGGAGCGCGCCGCGGGCGGCCGCUGCGGCGUCGGAGGGCUUUCUGCCGGCGAGCUCGGCACGCUGCCGUGCCACGACUUCAAGCAGGCCGAGGCCGCGGGCGGCGCCGGGGGCGGGGACUGCGCGGUGUGCCUGGAGGCGUUCGAGCCCGGCGACCGGUGCAGGCGGCUGCCGCGGUGCGAGCACAGCUUCCACGCCGAGUGCGUGGACUCGUGGCUGAGGAAGAGCGGGGCCUGCCCCGUGUGCCGCGCCGAAGUGGUGGACCGGCCGCCCGAGGGCGAGCCCAAGGCGGCGGCGCCAGGGGCUCUGGAGAUGGCGGAGAGAACAAGCCUGGCCGCAUUGGGGGAUCGUUGCUGAAAGAUAGCCGAAGCUAUGGCGGCACUCGAUGGGGCCGCUACAUAGUUGCACUGGAUUUGUGUUGUUUGUGCCAAUAGCCUGUACAUAUAUAUCAUGUGGUAUGUAUUUCUCUUCGGAUUGACUAUUCUGAUGGUGGAGGAAAGAUUGGCACUCGACCAACACGAAAAA